Ambispora gerdemannii is the source of this 1050-nucleotide messenger RNA. NCBI's taxonomy places the organism in Eukaryota, Fungi, Glomeromycota, Glomeromycetes, Archaeosporales, Ambisporaceae. The record is from the annotation of a GenBank genome assembly.
AUGAAAUCUAAGAAAAUACAUAAAAACGAAGGCCAACAAGGUUCUCCAACUUCAGUAGAAACAACUAAACAUAUUGAAGAAAUCUCAAAAGGUACUCCAAAGACAAAAAAGAGAAUUAAAAAACUAAAUAUAGAACAGCAACAGCAACAGGAGAAAAUCAAAGAAUCCGAGCCUGUUUCUUCGGAGCCAUUACCAGAGAUUCCACGUACUGGCUUUAAAAUACUUCCAAUAAUAACACCUUUCACGACAGGAGUCAUUAAUGGUCCCGCUGAACCAACUCAUUACUGUUACAUAAAGCAGCAUGAAACACGUAAACCGAAUCCAAAUACUCCGAUUGAUAGGAUUUUAUUCAUUUCGAACUUACCAGUAGACGCGACUAAACAGCAUAUAAAGCAUUUAUUUAAAGAAUGUGGGAAUGUGGAAAGUGUCAUUUUUCAAGGGGUGCUGAAAUUGCAUGACGAGUACCCAAAAGAUAUAAUAAAGCUUGAGCAAAAAAUUAACAAUGAUGAAGACGUAUUGAUCAGGCAAUUGCUGGUCCAUGGUUCUUCGGCCCUUAUUAUUUUCGAAGAGAAGGAAGGUCUUAUCAAUGCUUUAAAUAUGAAACAGGGGAAAAGAAUAUGGAGUGCUGGCGAUGAAAAGAUUCCUCCUUUAGGAUUAGAGAAAUGGAUACAAGAAUAUCAAUUACUCCGAAAAUCUCCCGACAUACUUCAAGCAGGGGUUGAUAAAUUUAUGUUAGAAUACGAAGAAGCCGAAAAGGAACGACAACGAAAGCUAGAAGCUAACUUAAAUAAACCUGACGAGGACGGAUUUAUUCUAGUGACAAGGGCUGCCAGACGUAACGUUAAUACAGAUGGUGACAUUGCAGUAACUGCAGCCAAAGCUGAGGAAAUUAAAAAUCUUCAGCCAAAAAAACGAGAAUUGACUGAUUUUUAUCGAUUUCAGUUGCGAGAGACUAAACGAAAUAAACUUAUUGAAUUACGUAAAAAAUUCGAACAAGACAAACAGAAAAUUGCACAAUUAAAAGCCGCAAGACGGUUCACGCCUUAUUGA